Messenger RNA from Balaenoptera ricei (Rice's whale), 3001 nucleotides. It is a transcript of the gene SOX8, whose product is annotated as SRY-box transcription factor 8. Lineage: Eukaryota; Metazoa; Chordata; Mammalia; Artiodactyla; Balaenopteridae. The coding region runs from base 162 to 1553 and encodes 463 amino acids. Gene Ontology annotation, molecular function: RNA polymerase II cis-regulatory region sequence-specific DNA binding; DNA-binding transcription factor activity, RNA polymerase II-specific. The transcript has 3 exons. Gene Ontology annotation, cellular component: nucleus. Gene Ontology annotation, biological process: neural crest cell development; peripheral nervous system development; morphogenesis of an epithelium. The record is from RefSeq and is a predicted model, not a curated record.
CGGCGGCGGCGGCGGCGGCAGCAAGAGGGCUGGGGUUGGGAGGCUGCGGGACGCGGGUCGGGCCACCGCGCGACAACUUCGGGUCCCAGAGAGGCUGCAGCGCAGCCGGGCAUCGGACUCGGUGCACCUCCCUGGUGCGCGCUUCUCCGCGCGCGGCCCCGAUGCUGGACAUGAGCGAGAUCCGCGCCCAGCCGCCCUGCAGCCCAUCUGGCACUGCUAGCUCCAUGUCGCACGUGGAGGACUCGGACUCGGACGCGCCGCCGUCGCCUGCCGGUUCCGAGGGUCUGGGCCGUGCGGCGGGCGCGGGGGGCGGCGGCCGGGGCGACGCAGCCGAGGCGGCGGACGAGCGCUUUCCCGCCUGCAUCCGCGACGCCGUGUCGCAGGUGCUCAAGGGCUACGACUGGAGCCUGGUGCCCAUGCCGGUGCGAGGCGGCGGCGGCGGUGCGCUCAAGGCCAAGCCGCACGUGAAGCGGCCCAUGAACGCCUUCAUGGUGUGGGCGCAAGCAGCGCGCCGCAAGCUGGCGGAUCAGUACCCGCACCUGCACAACGCCGAACUGAGCAAGACGCUGGGCAAGCUGUGGCGCUUGCUGAGUGAGAGUGAGAAGCGCCCCUUCGUGGAGGAGGCAGAGAGGCUGCGGGUCCAGCACAAGAAGGACCACCCAGAUUACAAGUACCAGCCGCGCCGGAGGAAGAGCGUGAAGACUGGCCAGAGCGACUCAGACUCAGGCGCCGAGCUGGGCCACCACCCGGGCGGUGCCGUCUACAAGACUGACGCCGGCCUCGGUGACGCACACCACCACGGUGACCACACAGGGCAGACCCAUGGGCCGCCCACCCCCCCCACCACCCCCAAGACUGACCUGCACCACGGGGGCAAGCAGGAGCUGAAGCUGGAAGGCCGCCGCCUGGUGGACAGCGGGCGCCAGAACAUCGACUUCAGCAACGUGGACAUCUCUGAGCUGAGCAGUGAGGUCAUCGGAAACAUGGACACCUUUGACGUCCACGAGUUCGACCAGUACCUGCCCCUCAACGGCCACUCAGCCCUGCCCACAGAGACGGGCCAGCCCGCGGCCGCCAGCUCCUACGGAGGCACCUCCUACUCACACUCCGGGGCGGGUGGCAUCGGGGCGUCCCCCGUGUGGGCCCACAAGGGAGCCCCGUCGGCCUCUGCGUCGCCCACUGAGGCAGGGCCCCCGAGGCCGCACAUCAAGACGGAGCAGCUGAGCCCCGGCCACUACAGCGACCAGUCGCACGGCUCUCCGGGGCACACCGACUACAGCUCCUACAGCGCUCAGGCCAGUGUCACCACGGCCGCCUCCGCCGCGGCCGCCAGCUCCUUCACCAGCUCACAGUGCGACUACACCGACCUGCAGGCCCCCAACUACUACGGCCCUUACCCCGGCUACCCAUCUGGCCUCUACCAGUACCCCUACUUCCACUCGCCCCGCCGACCCUACGCCUCGCCCCUGCUCGGUGGCCUCUCCGUGCCGCCUGCCCACAGCCCCCCCAGUAACUGGGAGCAGCCCGUGUACACCACCCUGACCAGACCCUGAGGGUGCAGCCGCGUGGACGGGCUGCGGCCGAGGACAACCUUGAUCUCGGCAAAGAUAGACCUCCGAGGGCUUCCAGAAGGUGUGUGACGUGGGGAGGAGCCGCGGCUCCGUCAAGUGCCUGCUGAGGUCCGCGGGAAGCCAGGCUUUGUAAACGAGUCCCCUCUGCUUCCAGACUUCCAAACUCCCGUCCAUGGACAAAGCCCUCCUUCCCUUCUCUCUCUCUUUUUGCGGGGACUGCGACUCUGACGGACAGUCACUGGGUCCCUCUUCUGAGCAGACGCCAGCGUCUGGGUUUUGCAUCUCAGUGUCUGCAAAGCAGCAGCCACAGCACAAAGGACAAAAGGAGGGAAGAAGUGUGGGGUCCCCAGGCCACCCGUGUUCCGAGGUCCUGGCCAGCCUCGGCGCUGAGAACUCCCCAGGACCAAUGGAUGACGUUCCUGAGGCCGGUAAUCACCCGUCACCCACAGCCUGGCGGGGAUGUGUCCGUGGGAGCACCUCUCGGGACCAGCCCUUUAGACCUGAGGUGUUCCUUGUAGUUAGGGUUCUUCCGAGCAAGGUUUGGCUGUGAUUAACACUUCUCUCUUUUUAUUUUAUUUUUUAAAUUUUUAUUUUUGAAGCUUCAAUGUGUUUGAUUUGUUUUGAAAGCUGUUAAAAUGUAUUUAUGUUCUGUAUUAUUUUAUCUUUAAUUAAUGAAGUAAUCUGUGCAGAGAGCAGAAUUUAAGACAAAACGGAAGCCGCAGAGCUGAGGGUGAAGGCCGGGGGUGGAGGCAGAUGGGGUGGGGCCCUUGCUCCAGGCAUUUGGGAGCCUGGCUGUUUGGGAGGCAUCAGGCAGAGCCCCAGCUCCAGGCCCCCUGGAGGUGGCCGGAACCCCGAGGCAGGAGAAGGGAUUUGUCUUGUGGUGUCUCUGAUCAGCUUGGGGUGCCCCUGGCACCCGGCAUUAAGAAGGUUUAGAAGGCAGGGUCGCUGAAUUUCAUUCCUGCUCACAACCGUGCCAAGUGGUGGAGGCGGGAAUUUCCUGGGACGUGGUGGCUCCAGAAAUGCAUUAAUCUCGGGUCUUAGGAACCAGGCGCCACCUACAAGCUGUGAAACUAAAACCUCCACUAAGCGCUUUUAGAUUCUUAGUUUUAGAAGAAUAAUACCUGAUUUCCCUGUCCUGCUUCCGCUGUGUGCUGAGCGAUGAUAACCGCCUACUUCAUGGAAAAUUGUGCCUUUAAAACUUUGUAAAUUUAAGUACAUCUGAGAUGUUGCUUCUUUUUACUUUUUCUACUUUUUCCUACCAUUUUCUAGAAAAAAAUUUUUUGUUUUGCAUAUCUCUUCCUGGGGGUGGGGGCAGGGAACUACAGCAAACUCAUUUUUAUGCAAUCUAUUUUUCGGUGUCAAGUUUGGACUUUCGCUGUCACUUACCUGCUGUGUUUCGCUACUUUCUGACCAAGCAAUGCUAACUUUUG